AUGCUAUCAGAAGCAUGCGAUAUUGAAGUUCGAUUACGAUCUGAAACUAAAAAACCUUUCCAAUUUCUUAUCUCAGUUGAAGCAGCUAAAUAUCAUAGUAAACGUAUAACCUUUAAUGCAUUAACAGGAAAAAAUCAAAAUCAGACUAAUAAUUAUAUAUUUCAUAUCCAAGGUUCACAAUGUCACAAAAAAAACUGGCAUUUCAUUGUAUGGAAGCAAAUCGAGGACAGUUCUUCAAGUAAGGCAGUAUGGGAAAUUUCCGACCACGUAAAAGUGAAACUGGAAAGCCUUCCGUUUGAAAGUCUUCCAAGUCCAUUUAAUUAUCAGCCAUCAGUUAAUGUAAGUGUGAAAGAUGAUCUCAAAUUGCAUUUUGGCUCAAGAUUUGGUAUUAUUUCUUGUCAGUUUUGUGUAUGA
This is a messenger RNA of Thelazia callipaeda (thelaziosis nematode), 414 nucleotides long. The record is from the annotation of a GenBank genome assembly. NCBI's taxonomy places the organism in Eukaryota, Metazoa, Nematoda, Chromadorea, Rhabditida, Thelaziidae.